Molecule: messenger RNA, 1002 nt
Organism: Rotaria sordida
Lineage: Eukaryota; Metazoa; Rotifera; Eurotatoria; Philodinida; Philodinidae
Source: the annotation of a GenBank genome assembly
AUGCUCACAAUGCGCAAGAAGAAAAUUAUUGAAGCAUUACAUUGGCUGAAGAAACACAACGUACUUUAUCAAAAUGUCGAUAUAAAUCUGAAGAAUAUUGCUCAAUUAACUGAAGACGACGUACCAGAAUGUAUUAUGUCAAUGACAGAACAGAAAAUAGAUGAUGAAGAAAUUCAAUCUGAAAGAAUUGGAUAUAUUCCUGAUCCAUUAUCCGAUCCGAUAGAACGUACUACUACAGAUAGUAUUCCUAUUAGUAGCAGACGUGGAGCACCUGAAGAUCAAUCGCGUCCAGUCGAAGUAAAUUUACGCGAACGCAUACGUUAUCUGUUACCGUACAAUGAUCGACGUUUUGAAAUGAACCACAGUUUUAUAUUUGUCGUCUUCAGUCUAUUACAACGACAUGAUGCUUGUUUUCAUGCUCAGCUGAUCGCAACAAAACCUUACUUUCGAGUAUCUGCUGAUGAAAUUCAAUCCUUGAAAAGUAAAGAUAUUGAAAUGGCGCUCGAUAACAUUUCCAAAAAAACAUACAGUUCGGAAUCCAGCAAUGCAUUAAAUAAAUUACUACAUCAUAUUAAAACCAUCGGUGGUCGAGUUAUGGGUUCAGCAUAUUCACAUACGGCAUUAUGUACACGUAUUCAUGCAUUAAUCUACAAUCAGGGAUUACCAAGCAUUUUUUUAACUUUAAAUCCAGCUGAUAUUCACAGUCCCGUGGCAUUAUAUUUUGCUGGCGUCAAGCUUGAUUUGGACAAUAUUCAAAUGGAACAACUUACGGAUACUUACAAAAGAGCUGAAAUUAUAGCAUCUCAUCCUGUUGCUACUGCCAAAUAUUUCCGUUUAUUGAUCAGUAAUAUCUUAGAUACUAUGAUCGUUGGUGGUGUACUUGGCCCAAUAAAAGCUUACUUUGGUACCGUUGAAAUCAAACGACGAGGUUCCCUUCAUUUGCAUCUUCUUAUUUGGCUUGAUCAUGACAUGAAACCAGCUGAUAUGAAAGACAAAAUUUAA